UAAGAUCAUAAGACACAGAAUUCAUAGCCAAGUUACAGUGUGAUGUAACUGAAAUUAUAUAUUGAAAAAGACCAGGUCUAAGGCAUGUGAUGCAGCAAGUGGCUGCUUUUUCAAUUGUGUUCCAUUUAAUCGCAGUCGAAGGUGUCAGCUUGCCCUAACAUCUCGCCAGGAUGAGGUUAGUGGCUGAAUGGAUGAUGGUCGCUUGCCAAUCACGAAGCAGAUCCACUGCCGAAGCCUGUCCAGACAGCAUCGGGGCACGGAGCAGUUCGGCUGGGCGGCGAGCCCGAGAUCCCUGAGAACAUUGAGCAGGAUCAGCAGCUGCAGCCUCAGCCGGGCUAUGCUGCUGGAGUAAACACAAAACAAACUCAAGAAACCAAAACACGAACGAUUCAAUGUUUAAACCAGAAGUGAUUCGCACCGCACGUUUUAACAGGACUGUUGCUGGGAUUAUCUCGAUUUUACAAGUCAUGCCGUAUUUUUUAAAAACUUUCCUGAUCCUCUUCUGCCUGACGAUAGCUGCUGAAAGCAGGAAACACAGGAAGAGAAGAUGGGCAUCUCAGGUAGAACCACGGAAACAGGGCAGCCCUAUAUUAAGGAGAAUUCCAGAUACAACCAAAACUCGAACAACAAACUCUGAACAUCUUCUCAGAGUGGGUGAUCAUGAUUUCACAAUGAGACCUGCAUUUGGUGGCCCUGCAAUACCUGUUGGAGUUGAUGUGAUGGUGGAAAGCCUGGACAGUAUUUCUGAGGUGAAUAUGGAUUUCACAAUGACUCUGUAUUUGCGCAAUUACUGGAAAGAUGAGCGACUUUCAUUUCCCAGUACCACAAACAAAAGUAUGACAUUUGAUGGAAGGCUUGUCAAAAAGAUUUGGGCACCAGAUGUGUUUUUUGUUCACUCAAAGCAAUCGUUUAUCCAUGACACAACCACAGAUAAUAUAAUGUUACGCAUCUUUCCUGACGGAAAUGUGCUAUAUAGUAUAAGGGUUACAGUAACAGCUAUGUGCAACAUGGAUUUCAGCUGCUUUCCUCUUGACACACAGACCUGUUCCCUGGAGAUAGAGAGCUAUGCUUACACUGAAGAUGACCUUAUGCUGUAUUGGAAGGGUGAUAAAGAUGCAUUGAAGACAGAUGAGAAAGUCUCUUUGUCUCAGUUCCUUAUCCAGAGAUUUCACACUACAUCCAAAUUGGCUUUCUACAGUAGUACAGGUUGGUACAAUCGUUUGUACAUUAACUUCACUUUGCGCCGCCACAUUUUCUUCUUUUUGCUACAAACCUACUUUCCAGCGACUCUGAUGGUGAUGUUGUCCUGGGUAUCAUUCUGGAUUGAUCGCCUAGCUGUACCAGCUAGAGUUUCAUUAGGUAUAACAACAGUUCUAACGAUGUCCACUAUUAUCACGGGUGUGAAUGCUUCAAUGCCAAAGGUGUCGUAUAUUAAAGCUGUGGACAUUUACCUGUGGGUUAGUUUUGUGUUUGUCUUUCUCUCAGUGCUGGAGUAUGCAGCUGUGAAUUACCUAACCACAGUACAAGAGAGGAAAGAAAGAAAAUUCCAGGAAAAGUUUCCCUGCACAUGUGGGAUUACCAGCACCAAGGACUUAAUGUUUGAUGGUACCUUUAGUGAAGCAGAUGCCAACAGUCUGGCAGGAUAUACCAGAACGUCGAUCAUUACUGAUGACAGGGUCAAGCAGGUUCACCUGUCCAUUGGUGCAGAAUCCAAUUUACAAAAAAAAAGUCGCCUUCGGGAGUUUGUUGGCAUGCGGAUCAUGAAGAAUACCCACAUAAUAGAUAAAUACUGCAGAAUGAUAUUUCCAGCAUCUUAUAUAUUAUUUAACUUAGUAUAUUGGUCUGUAUACUUAUAAAUGUUAAUUUGAACAAGUCUGUUUCCUUUUCAAACCAAAACAAAUAGGAUGCAGCAUGUGUACGCAAAUAAUGAUUGCACCGGGUACAAUGAUACAGCAUUCUAUAACGUUAUUUUUGGCUCAUAAUGUAUUUACGUAACAGUUGCCUUGAUAUUGACCUUACAUCUGCAGUAGCCUGAAUAUAAUUUUUUUCUGUAAAGUAAAAACUGCUUACAUUGAACUCUGUGUGGAACUGUGUUAGACUUUAACAUUUCAUUUCUGGAACCUGGGAUUAUUUUCAAUACGGGAUGACAUGAUGAAAGUUUCCACUGUGUUCUUGGUUGCAGUCAUCCUAUGUCAUCCGUGGGCGGCACGGUGGCACAGUGGUUAGCACUGCUGCCUCACAGCGCCAGAGACCUGGGUUCAAUUCC
Messenger RNA from Chiloscyllium plagiosum (whitespotted bambooshark), 2266 nucleotides. RefSeq names its product gamma-aminobutyric acid receptor subunit rho-2-like. Gene Ontology annotation, biological process: monoatomic ion transmembrane transport. Gene Ontology annotation, cellular component: membrane. NCBI's taxonomy places the organism in Eukaryota, Metazoa, Chordata, Chondrichthyes, Orectolobiformes, Hemiscylliidae. The record is from RefSeq and is a predicted model, not a curated record. Gene Ontology annotation, molecular function: GABA-A receptor activity; extracellular ligand-gated monoatomic ion channel activity.